Molecule: messenger RNA, 1950 nt
Organism: Lasiosphaeria miniovina
Lineage: Eukaryota; Fungi; Ascomycota; Sordariomycetes; Sordariales; Lasiosphaeriaceae
Product: kinase-like domain-containing protein
Exons: 4
Coding region: 1-1950 (649 amino acids)
Biological process (GO): peptidyl-threonine phosphorylation; peptidyl-serine phosphorylation
Molecular function (GO): protein serine/threonine kinase activity; ATP binding
Source: RefSeq, a predicted model, not a curated record
AUGGAGCGCCAAUCGAUCUCAAACCGCUACAUCAAGCUAGAAGACCUUCGCAAUCUUCUUAUUUCCAAAUUCAGAGCCGGCAACUUCAAAAUACAGGUCCCACUCCACGAGAUCAUAGACUUGACAUACGGCAUUCUGCGAGGCGCUCGGAGAUGUUUCGCAAUCUUAGUCUUCAUAGGUCAUGGCGAGGCUAUUUCUAGCUUCUUCAGACACGACUCGCUGCGAUCUCAUCCCGACGAUCGUUUGCCUUACACUUCAGAAGUACUACAGCGAAUAUUCGAGAAAAAUGCGGCAAGCUCUGUGGUCAGGAAUUUCCUCGAGAAGCAAUGGGAAUUCUUUGUCCCUAUUAUGCACCAACAUAACAUUGACCGGAUACUUGACACGAACACUAUACUGCCUUUUCUACAAGAGGAGGCUGUUGGUGAAGGGGCAAUGGGCGUGGUUUCAAAAGUCAAGCUCCAUCCCCAGUGCCAUCGACUGCCGUUGCAAAAACAUGAGGCUAUCAGGAAGCAAAUCAAAUACAGAGAGAAGCAUAACCUUGAUUUUCAAAAAGAGUUGAAAAGCUUAGCUCUCCUUACACAUUUGAAGCACCCGAACAUCGUCCAACUAUACUGCGCCUACGAAUACCGACAAGUGUACAACUUCAUAUUUGCCCUUGCCGAUAGUGGCUCACUUGCCAACCUUCUCAACGGGGAGCGGGUGACGAAUGGGCAAGAGGAGCUGCAACUUCCACUCGCCCUUGCGGGACUGGCCGAUGCAUUGGACGCCAUGCAUAACUUCACGUCAAAAGCGCUUGAUACUAACCUAUCUGGUUGCCACCAUGACCUUGCGCCUCGAAAUGUUUUGAUCCAUGGAAAGUCUUUCUUACUGGCUGAUUUGGGACUCUCGAGUUUCCAAAACACGGAAGACGACUCUUCGACCACCUUUAAAGGGGUUGAUGGCUCCUAUGCCGCCCCCGAAUUUCAAACCUUCCGCGACGGUCACGUUCAUGUCCGCCGCGCGAGCGAUAUAUGGUCCUUCGGAUGUAUCAUUGCAGAGGUGUUGACUUACAUGGUGGAGGGUUCGGCUGGAGUCAAGAGAUUUCGGGAUAAGAGGGAUUUUGAGUGGGCUCCUGGCACCUGGUGGAUUCGCUUCCAUCGAGGACCUGAGACGCCGAGUCCUGAAGUCACAACCUGGUUGAAUAACUUAAAGGCAGACAGGGAACCAUAUCGGCGCUUCCAAAGCUGGCUCUUUGCCUUCAGUCGAUUACUCGACGCAAUGGACCAAACCGAACCGAGUGACCUCGAUUUUGACUUCCCCAAGACUGUUCAGGCGCUGGAAGAUAUGCAACGCAUCUUAGAGGGCAGUGGGGAGAGGGCCAAUAACACCAAAUACCUGAAGUACUCCCUUCUCCGAUAUGAGCACGCGAGGCUGGUGGAGGCGCUUCCGCUAUCCUAUCGCUCUAUCGCGAAGGAGCAUUUGGUAAAUGAGGUUCUGAAAGAGGAUGAUGAGGAGCAAUUAAACAAGUUAUCGACGGCGAUCACUGAUAUAGACGACAAAGACAUCGGCACUUUACUGGCUGUCAAGCAUCUCACAGCCCUUGCUGAGACUGGCCGUUUAAUCGAGCAGACGGAGCUGGUUCUCAACCAAAGAGAUGUUACCCUAAUGGAUCCCGUCGACAUCCAUCACCUCGCUUCUCUGGCACCAGAAUCUGAGCAUGUUCUUGUGGAGUGGCUGAGAUACAGGGAACCGUGGGCAGAUAAUGCCAUCGGGGCGGAGCUUCGACGUCGGCUAACGAGUGUGGCUAGCCUACUCCAUGACGACAGCACCACACAGAUUCCCGGCAGCUUACGCUGUAGAGGUAUAUUCCAUGAUGAGUGCCAACCGGCCUUAGGCUUUGUCUACGAUAUCCCGCCCGGAACGCAUGCGGUUACUCUAUACGGGCUUCUCGAUGCAGAAGAAGCCUCUUAA